UCUCUGUCCGUGUGUCUCUCUACUGAUACAUAUAUCUUCGCCUCCAUCGACUCCGCUGGCACGACGGCGAGCGGUACCGCUUUCAAGGAUUAUAGAGCUGAUUUUUCUCUUCCUCUAUUUCUCAUCUCCUUAUGCUGCUCCUUCGCUGCCUUGGUUGAUUUACAUCUGCCUACUCCACCCUAAAUUACUCAGUCUCUGGACACUCUCUCUUUACACUGGUUCACUAAGUUGAGAAAGCCGCUGUCUUUCUCAAUUUAAUCACGUCCAACUACACAAAUGUUUAAUUAGCCAUCCUGUUAUGAGUUCCCAACAAAACCAGUUCGAUUUGGGUGAUUUGAUGGCUGCAUUGCGGUUUCCGGUAUCAUCGAUAUUGUUCAACCACUUGGAGGGACUCGCCUCGAGCGGGAACCACGUGAAUGGCGAUGAUAUGAGGAUUAUGAGCAGCAGCAACAGCCUUAAUAAUAGUAGUAAUAUUCGGGACUUUCCGGAGUCUGCUAGCAGUAGCUACGCUGCAGCAGCUAUUACCACCUCUUCUAGCAUGGCGUACUUGCCACGAACUUUAGUGUUGUGUGAGCUCCGGCAUGAUGGGUUUGAAGAAAUGGUGUCCUCUGGUCCGUCUAACAGUGGACUGAUCGCUAAAUGGUGGCCACGGGAUCGAAUGAAAACGGUAUGUGUUGCUCUUGUUUUGUGCUUAAACAAUAGCAUUGAUCUACCCAAUAUAAUAAAGAUAUCACCAUUUGCCCGAAUGGAGUGCUGGAUUGGUACACAAUCUCAUCCUAUUUUUCUUUUAGUGAUACUAAUUGGUCGUUGAAAAAGCACUUGAAUGUUUUAGUCCUAUUUGCUUCAUUCUGCUUUUGCAAUUUAUGCAUUAUAUUUCCAAAAAAAGUAAUCUGAUCUAGUUUAUUUUUAUUUUAUUAUAUUUGUCGUCAAAAUCCUGACAAAAAGUGGUUUUUAUUCCUCAUUCUCUACUUGUAAUGCAUGAACAUUUAUAGAUGCACUUGUACAUGGAAUUUCAGUUGAAACAAUAAAUGAUAGCGCUAAUGCAUGUCAUCAAUUCAUGAUCCAUACUACAAAAGUGAUCUGUAGUGUCCCGACUUCCGACUCCCAAUCAAUUACCAGAAAAAUGAAAUCGCUUUGAAAACAUUAAUGGAUCUCUUUUGGUAGAGUGAUGCACGACGAAAAAUCAGGCUUGCAUAUUCUGAGUAUCAUAGAGAAGUGUUUUUUUUUU
Molecule: messenger RNA, 1228 nt
Organism: Olea europaea var. sylvestris
Lineage: Eukaryota; Viridiplantae; Streptophyta; Magnoliopsida; Lamiales; Oleaceae
Product: regulatory-associated protein of TOR 1-like
Exons: 2
Coding region: 299-811 (170 amino acids)
Biological process (GO): cellular response to starvation; cellular response to amino acid stimulus; regulation of autophagy
Cellular component (GO): TORC1 complex; cytoplasm
Molecular function (GO): protein-macromolecule adaptor activity
Source: RefSeq, a predicted model, not a curated record